This is a messenger RNA of Sciurus carolinensis (gray squirrel), 6426 nucleotides long. RefSeq names its product ankyrin repeat and SOCS box containing 1 (gene Asb1). Gene Ontology annotation, molecular function: protein binding. Lineage: Eukaryota; Metazoa; Chordata; Mammalia; Rodentia; Sciuridae. Gene Ontology annotation, biological process: protein ubiquitination; intracellular signal transduction. Bases 110 to 1117 code for a protein of 335 amino acids. The transcript is spliced from 5 exons. The record is from RefSeq and is a predicted model, not a curated record. Gene Ontology annotation, cellular component: ubiquitin ligase complex.
CGGAAGUGGUCGUGGCCGCGCUGCUUCCGGCGGGCGGGGUGCUCAGCCCGGGUCUCCCGGAGCGCUGACGGGCCGCCGGCUUCGGGGCCAAGGCGCGGCCAGAGCACCCAUGGCGGAGGGUGGCGGCCCCGACGGGCGGGCAGGGCCGGGGCCCGCAGGUCCUGAUCUGAAGGCGUGGCUGAGGGAGCAGUUCUGUGACCACCCACUGGAGCACUGUGAGGACACCAGGCUCCACGAUGCGGCCUACGUGGGAGACCUUCAGACCCUCAGGGACCUCUUGCAGGAGGAGAACUACCGCAGCCGCAUCAACGAGAAGUCUGUCUGGUGCUGUGGCUGGCUCCCCUGUACGCCAUUGCGAAUUGCUGCCACUGCAGGCCACGGGAACUGUGUGGACUUCCUUAUCCGGAAGGGGGCCGAGGUGGACCUGGUGGACGUAAAGGGGCAGACGGCCUUGUAUGUGGCUGUGGUGAAUGGGCACCUGGAGAGUGCCCAGAUCCUUCUGGAAGCUGGUGCCGAUCCCAACGGAAGCCGGCACCACCGCAGCACCCCUGUCUACCACGCCUCUCGAGUGGGCAGGGCUGACAUACUGAAGGCUCUUAUCAGGUAUGGGGCUGACGUCGAUGUCAACCACCACCUGACUCCUGACACCCAGCCCCCUUUCUCCAGGCGGCUCACCUCCCUGGUAGUCUGCCCCCUGUACAUCAGUGCAGCCUACCACAACCUGCAGUGCUUCAGGCUGCUCCUGCAGGCUGGGGCAAACCCUGACUUCAACUGCAAUGGUCCUGUCAACACACAGGAGUUCUACAGGGGCUCCCCUGGGUGUGUCAUGGAUGCUGUCCUGCGUCAUGGCUGUGAGGCAGCCUUCGUGAGUCUGCUGGUGGAAUUUGGAGCUGACCUGAACCUGGUGAAGUGGGACUCAUUAGGCCCAGAGUCAAGGGGCAGAAGGAAAGUGGACCCUGAGGCCUUGCAGAUCUUUAAAGAGGCCAGAAGUGUUCCCAGGACCUUGCUGAGUUUGUGCCGGGUGGCCGUGAGAAGAGCUCUUGGCAAACACCGGCUUCAUCUAAUUCCCUCGCUGCCUCUGCCGGACCCCAUUAAAAAGUUCCUGCUUUAUGAGUAGAAGAUGCAGGUGAUCUGAGUGAAAGCCGCCAUCGGUUCUUGCAUCUUGUGCACCCUCCUGUGCUGCCGACGUUGGUGAAGACGGCCUGUUCUCAUGAAUUGUAAUUCCAUCUCAGGUGCUGGGGCCACCGAACAGUCCUUGGGUCAUUGUCAACCGAGAGGCUCAUACAAAACUUAAUUUUGUUCUUCCUGAAUAUUUCUGUUUUGGAUUUUUGCAGUUGUAUAUUAAUGAAAUGGGCCAUGAAGUGUGUGCAGGUGUGGGUGAGACUGGAGGCCUGCCGAUUUCCCCAGUAGGGAAGACUCCUAGCACUUUCCAGAACUGUGCUUCUAUUUAUUUUUCUACUUUGCAAUUUGAUUAUUCUAGUAAAACCUAAUGAAAAUGGAGUUUUGGUUAAAAAAAAAAAAAAAAAAAAAAAAAAAAGAAGUAGGAAGCAGAAACGCAGUUCAUGAACUUGCUUGUGUGUUUUCCCUGCUGCUGGGGUUGGUGUGUGCGAUCGACACCCGCCACUUCCUGUCACCCUCAUGCUCUUUUUGGAGUUGUCUCCAUUCACGGAUGGUUUCCUGGCUGUGCGGCUGUCCGGAUCACCUGGGUGUGGCGGGCACGUGCACGACUUGUUUGCAUACAUCCCGGACCUCGCCUUGUGCCAGUGGUGUCAGGAGUUUUCUGUCUUUCACUUCAGGAAGCUUCCAGACUGAGAUUGACUUACGGAGGCCCACAGAGAACCAGCCAGGAAAUGAUUGCCUACAUUUAGAUGAGGACCAUCCCUACAGCAUUCACUGCCAGUUACAAUAAGAAACAUCUGAGGCGCGCUCUUCAGUCCCUGCACGUACCAGGAGGUCCGCUGAGUGGUUCCAGGCUUUCAGUUGCAGGUGUCCAGUGCAUAGCUCAUCUGGUGUUGGUUGACUGUCCUUCUCUUUUUGGGCCUGACUGCCUUGGUAGCUGUGUCUAGAGUCUAAGGAAGGGGAGAGCAGUGAGGCCGAAGUUGGCAGUAGUGGAGAAAGGACCUGUCAUUGCGGGUGUCUGGCUGUGUGGGUGGGGCUUGCUCCCUCACUCAAGACUCUUUAGCCAGGAAUAAAGGUCACUGGCAGGUAGUGAAAUGUCAUUUAGCUAGUUGAAGACUCUGAGGACUAUUGUUUGGAUUUGUGGUGAUUCUAAACUUCAGAAGUGUUUAGAAUUUCUGCCAUAUGAAAAUCUAACUUGUAAAAAUUAAACUGAUGAUUUUAAUAAUUCUUAGCAUCAUCAUGUGUUUUAGCCAACCAGGCAGGUGAAAUAUGACCUUCAUGUUCUACAGCUUAAAGAUGGAAUUGCACCUCUUUGGGAGUCCUAGGUGGGCUCCCUGCCAGAGCAUUGUGCCCACCCAUGUGUGGAUGCGUGUAGCUGUGAGGGAGAGAAGCCAGCAGGUGAUUCAGAGGGCAAAACCAGUUACAGGGCAUUUACCCGGCUGUAGGGAUGUGGUUAUGAGCUGGCUGGGUUCCUGAGGCCUGAGAUGGGUCUCUGUGCUGCUCCUGUGUGGGACUUGGGCGCAGGUCAGACUGAGUUGGAGAGAGCUUUCCUAGGAGAGGAGAGGAAUGGUAGGAGUUAGAUGAGGACCGUGACAGCUGGAGCCAUGUGCCCAUGUUCUCCAGUCCUGGAGAGGGACUAGGUGUGUUCCUUGAGGCAGUCAAUGUGGGACUAGGACCAGAGUUGCACUAUGGCUGGGGCAGGAGCUUUAUUGAAUUCGGGAAGGUUCAUGUGAAUGUUUGAGCCACCUGAAUAUAGACGAUUUACCCUGGAGGGCCCUCUUUCACUGGAGAUGGGUUGGCCAUGGCUUUUCACCUUGGUAAGGUUGAGAGUGCUUUCAGGAGUGGGCAGUUCACUGACCCCACUUGGAGCCAUUUCGUGGUUUCCUGGUGAGGUUUCCUGGUUCUGCCUUUUUGCUCAGGAGAGAACCCGCAGCCGAGCCCAUCCCACACUGAGGUGGCUGUGUUCUCAGGCUGCAGAGCCCCGGGAGUUCUGCCGUGCAGGAGUGCCUUCAUGCCCGCACCCUGCGCUCAGGGCUCGCUUCUGGUUAUUGAACCCUUCCCGUGAUCUCUAGACUAAACUGAUCAUCCUCCUUGGGACAAGGAGGUCAUGCGUCUCUGGGGGAAAGUGAGCCAGGGUAAGUGACCCACUCCUGGUCUUCCCCUGGCAUGGGUUGUAAUCCCAGCUGGUCUGCAGGUGGCCAGCGUCAUGGCCCUUAUUUAUUUAUUUAUUUUUGGUACUGGGGAUUGAACCUAGGGGUACAUUACCACUGAGCUGCAUCCCUGGCCCUUUUUAUUUUUUGAGACAGGGUCUAAGUUGCUUAGGGGCUUGCCAAAUGACUGAGGCUGGCCUCCCAACUUGCAGUCUUUUGCCUCAGCCUCCUGGUUGCUGUGAUUACAUGGAGGCUGCCCUGCCUGGCUAGGUCCCAGUUCUUCAUCUGCAGAGGACAUGUUCAGCUUCCCCUUUGCCAGUGUUUUUUUUUUUUUUAAUCUCAACAAAUUUGAGGUUUAGCCUUUUGUAUGAGGCUUCAUAGCUGCCAAACCUGGAUCUGAAAACAGUGUUGGUAACUAACGAAGGUCAUCUUCCUGUUUUAGUGACACUCACUUUACUAAAACUUCUUUUCUCUUGUGUUGUCAAGGCUAGGAUACAGGGUAAGAAAAAACAGCUCUCUCCACCUGAGCGCUUUAUGAAGUCAUGCUUCUAAGUGCUGGGGCACCUGUGUCCCACAUAUCAAGGAACUGUGGAGCCAGCGAGGCUGCUGCCUCCUGGCCCAGUGCAGGAGAGGGGCUCAGUGGACUGCUGGGUGUUGUCUCCAGCCUGCUUGGGGCAGCUGCUGGCCACUAGACUCCCCCCCACACCCCCCACCGCCCCAGCUGUGUGCUGUGAGCAUGGGUGGUGGGUGGCAUCAAUGCUUCUGAGAAUUCAGCUUUGGAGUCCUGGUGAGGGGUUUUAGAUGUAUUUCCAGAAACCCAUCAGUGGGUGUUAUUUAUAUAGCUGUUUAUUUAUAUUCUGCCUUGUUCCAGAAAAGGGUUCACAGCAGCAGUGCCUGUUCUGUGGUGUUCUGUUUUGGUGUUGGUAAUAGUCAAAGUGUCUUAAUAGUCAUCUGUCACUAGCAGUUUCUAACAUUGACUGUUUCUGUCAUCAGGCUUAAGUACCAUAAAUUUAAGUUUUUCUUCUUCUUCUGUCAAUUGAUUCUUUAAAUAAAAAAUUUGUGAAAGAGAAAUUUAUAGCACUCAUGGGCCUGCAUGGAGGAGGGGCCUGCCCAAGAGCUGCUGCGGCCUCUGCUCCACUGCUGUCCUUGUGGCGGCAGGCAGGCCUGGGAGCAGUGGGGCUCCGGUGGUGGAAGGGCGGCGGCGCCUCUCCCAGGCUGCAUGCGCCAUGCCGGAGCCGCCUGCCGCUGUGAGUCGCUGUUGUCAGGACUGCUGUCCCUCUUCCUAGUGGACCUGCCUUUGAGGCAGUGACAGUACUGGGAGAGCUGGUGACUUGGAGGCCCAAGCUUGACCUAGAGCUGUCACAGGGCGACUGGAUUCAUGUGGCCCACAGUGUGGCACUGGGCGGUGAGGCUCUGUGCAGGUGAGAAGGAUGAGGACACAUUUAUUCAACCAACAGGAUUGUCUUUGAUUCUGAAAUCAUGUCCUUUCUCUUAGGAGGAUAAAAUGUCCUUUUAUAAAAUGAGUGGCAGAGGGCAGUGUUUUGACUUUUUAAGAUGUUCUUGGUCAUGGAACAGAGUGUCAGCUGUCCUUCGUCAGCCCAGCUUCCCUGAGCCUGCCCACCUUUAAGCUCGAAACGCAGGGCCUGCCGAGCUGCAGUGAGCACGUGUCUGCACCAGAGUUCUGGGUCUGCAGUUGCCUGCCCAUGGGGACAGAGUGUUGCAGUGUUCCUGCUGCCUGUGCCCAAGGACGAGACCUGAGAUCCCUUUGAACUUGAGGAAGUGCAGACUCCCUGUGCUGAACCUCUGGCCUUCUCAGGGUGGACUGCCCCUUCCGUCAGGCCCUGGGAGACCAGCACCCCUGGAUGCUGGUGAUGGUGCCAAGCGUGGCUCAGUCAACUGCUGGCACCGGGGCUACAGGCUCUAGCUUCUGCCUCCUUUCCUGCCUGCUCACCCACCAGGCCCUCAGCAACCAGUGCUGCUUCCAGGAGUUUAGAUUCUGUGCCAGCACAGGUCGUACUCCUGGAAGUACCUGUUCCCACAGGCCCUCCUUUCUCUCCCUGCUCACUUAGGUCUCACUGCCUCCUCCUGCUCUAAAUCCGACAACCUAGGUGUGCAAUAAAGUAAUUGAUACGCAUGCAUGAAUAGUGGGACUCAGGUCCUGCUGCAGAAUUCCAACCAUUCUAGGCUGUCAAUGGGAGAAGCGAGUGUGGCGGGAGGGACUUCCAUUGCCUUACUGUGUGUUGCUCAGGGUCUUUUCCUUCCUUAAGUUGCUUUGAUUUUGAGGUCUCUGAGAUGUACUAGAUAACCUCAAAAGGGCAUCAGUCUUGUUUGAAUGUGAUGUGUGUGAACACAGCAUUCCACAUACAGGGUGACAUUUUGCAGCUGCAGUUUAGCCAGCAGCACCCUGCUUUGCCCUGUGGUAUCUGCACAGCUCCUACCACCUGUGUUGGUUGUGACAGGCACUGGGGCCUCUGCCUGGGACAUGCUGAGAGAUGCUCCCACCAACCCUGUUUCACUUUCUGCCUUGACGAUGAGCAUGAGUUUAUCUGCAGUGGCUAGAACCAUGGCCGUUUUUGCUUCUGUGCCUAGUUAAAGCUUUCAAAUGUACGAUGAAGGGCUGGGGAUGUGGUCAGUGGUACACUGCUUGCCUGGCAGGCAUGAGGCCCUGGGUUCCAUCCCCAGAUUCCCCCCAAAAAAGUAUGAUGGACGUUUUUGAUAUGUUAUUAUAACUUUAAUAAAUGCUUUUCCCCCUUCUAGUUCCCCCCAAAUGCCUUAAUUUUCUAGACUGCCUCACUGGGUGGAAGCACUGGCCUUGUGAAAUGUUGGUGUGCACGUCUCACGAAGGUGGCUCUGGACAACCUGCCAUGCCUGGGGGUCGGGCUCUGGAAGGUGCGCCAGGGGCCCAGGGAGGCACCCAGAUGUCGUGUACAGGUUUGACCUGCUGACAGCAAGGUGUUCACAGCCCACCGCUUUCCAGCCAGUGAGGCAGUGCAGUGUUGUGUGGGUGGGGGCGAGGGAGACCUGGAGAGAAUGUUGUUGCUGGCCCUUGUUCUCUGAGACCGGUUUUGUCCAUGUGUUGGGGCUCUUGGAGGUGUGGAGAUUUGGGAUGAACUCCAGAGUGAAUUAACUAAAUAAAGAAAGCUGUCUAUUCAUCUUG